GAUCAUCGCUGGUCGAAACCGCCGUCGUAUGUCACGGACUCCCACGCAUGGCGGUUCACUUCUGAUAGUGCUGGCAAGUUGGGCAUUGCCUUCGGUGAGUGGGUUGGCAAGGUGGAAGAGUUCUUCAGCCACCUGCUCGACGGUGCGGGUCUGGACAAAGACAGCAAGGAGAAAACAGCUUGGUGCAGGAAGCUGCGGCAGCUCAGCACCGCCACGAACGACACCAUCAGGCGCUACAAGGACGAGAGCAGCAAGAUUGCGGCCAGCUUGCAGCGGAUGGAAUGUUAUUCCCAGUAUCUGGCUUUCUCUCAAUGGGCGGAGGAGCAGUACGUGGCGGCACCUGGGAAGCUGUUUAGACUGAUCAAGGACAAGGCCACUUCGAAGGACGAGUUCGAGGAAGGCCAGGUGAUAUCGUCGGACCCCCUCACGGCGAUGGGUAUUCGGGCUAAGGUGUGGAAGAAGAGGUGGAGCGACCAGCAGCUGGACAUCGGCCAGGUCUCCUUACUCUUGGGACGUGCUAGGGCUCGUGCUCGUGAAGAUGCUUUCCCUCUCUUCGACUUGGAGGCGCUGGAAGACGGUAUCCGAAGGAUGAAGGGCACUUCGGCGAAGGGCAUUGAGCAGUUGGGGAAGAAGGACCUCAUCUGGCUGCCCGAGCAAGGUAAGCAGGAGCUGGUCCAGCUUUUUCAACUUAUCGAGCAGUCAGUGGCAUGGCCUUGGCAACUUACGGUGGUUCUGGUCACUCUCCUACGCAAGCCGAGCGGUGACGACAGGGCCAUUGGUAUAUUAUCGACCUUGGCGAGGCUCUGGUCGAGUUGUCGAGGCGAGUACCGUGUCAGCUGGACUAAGGCAAAGGCUGGGCAUUGGGAUGCAGCAGUGGCAGGUUCCUCAGCCUUGCGUGAGGCCUUAGCUCGCAGUUACCUGGACGAGACGGUCGCGCUCACCACGAUUAAGGAUUGGGUGCAGGCCAGCGUGCUGUGGGACAUUGAGGGGUUUUAUGACGCUCUUAAAUGGCAGCUCUUACUGGAGACGGGUAUGGAGCACGAAUUUCCACCGUGCAUCUUGGCUUUGGCCGGUUUGGUGAUAUCGGCAAAGUCGACGAUCGUCACCAACAAUGCUGGGCUAGGCAAGGAAUUAAAACGAGGCUUCGCCAAGGAGGGCUUCGAGGUCAAGAUCGAGAGUGUCGCCACCGACUUGGGCAUCGAUCGAGGUGCGGUUGGUUUUCGGCGUCCGAAGCAGGCACAGCGGCGAAGAGGUGCUCAGCAGCGUUUCACUCGCGUCAAGCGGUUUGCUCAAGGGGCUGUUCGUAAGAAGAUCGGCGCAAAGCUGGCCAUGAUGGGAGUUCUUCCGAUGGCUGAUUACUCUGACAAAGUCUUUGGAGCGGCUCCGUCGGUCAUCAACGGGUGGAGGAAAGCUCUGGGACAGACUCUGGCAAAGAAAUGGCCAGGUCGUUGCCUCACCACUCUGUUACAACUUCGUGUCGGCCGCAAGGACCCUCAGUACCAGAUCGUGCACAGGCUGGUGGAAUCUUGGAUGUCCAUUAUCUUCAAACCAGGCUUCGGUCUAGAGUUG
Prorocentrum cordatum is the source of this 1569-nucleotide messenger RNA. Lineage: Eukaryota; Dinophyceae; Prorocentrales; Prorocentraceae. The record is from the annotation of a GenBank genome assembly.